AUGAUAUCGACGAUGAUGCAGAAAACCCUGGAAACCAAUGUCUCAUAUGUGGUGAAUUCGGAAGAGACAACGAAUUGUGGUUUCGUUGUACCUCUUGCGGGCUUUGGGCACAUUCAGAGUGCACUGGGUGGGAAACUGCCUGUGAUCCCAAUUAUAUACAUCUCCCCAACACUGGGGAAUUUACUGGAAUUGGUUCUGCUGGAGGCAAAGCAUUUGGUGGUGGGAAAAAUUGCCACGAUUGGUCCCAUCGCCAAAUGCUUCACGCUCUUUAGUUUCUGGGAUCGGUAA
Leptosia nina is the source of this 288-nucleotide messenger RNA. NCBI's taxonomy places the organism in Eukaryota, Metazoa, Arthropoda, Insecta, Lepidoptera, Pieridae. The record is from the annotation of a GenBank genome assembly.